ACACCAGUCUUCCACGUCUUCUGGAAUCAUUGGAAGAACCUUCAAAGCCCCAUAGCAGUCAUGUCAGGAGUCAAAGGAGGACACAGCCAGCAAAGGUCUCAAUGCCAGGACCCCUGCAAGGACCCUUGUCAGAAGCAGGCAGCGUGCCAAGAACCUUGCCAAAAGCAGAGCGCCUGCCAAGACCCAUGCAAGGCGUCGCAGCAGUGUGAUGGUCAAAGCACUCAUGGUCACCAAAAAGACCCUUGCAAGCCGUGCCCACCCGACCCCUGCCAAACCCAAGGGAAACACCACUGACAGCCGGAGAGACAGGUCUUCCCACAGCACAUCCCCAUAACUGCUUUCCUGGACUUUAAUUCCAUCGCCUGCCUUCAGUCUGAGUUUCCUUUUGCUUAUUUUAUGAUGGAUGCGCUGCUGUGGAAAUAAAUAUUUAAUGCACGGA
Messenger RNA from Spea bombifrons (plains spadefoot toad), 439 nucleotides. RefSeq names its product keratin-associated protein 5-4-like. The transcript has 3 exons. The record is from RefSeq and is a predicted model, not a curated record. The coding region runs from base 61 to 294 and encodes 77 amino acids. Lineage: Eukaryota; Metazoa; Chordata; Amphibia; Anura; Pelobatidae.